GUGUUUGACAAUCGACAGUUGAACCGUUUAAUCUCCAGAUUCUCUGUCGGAGCCGCGACGGAGCUCCUGUUGUGGUGUGACGUCAUAAAACUGCGACUCCCGCUAAAACGUAUUUUGAACGCGACCUCCCCCGGUAAUAAUAAGGUCUCAUGGACUUCACCGAGUGCUACAGCGACUCCGUCUCCGGUUUGUCCUCCGCGGCUCGGUCCGGAUCCAGGAAGCGGCUCCGGCGGCUCCUGAGGACAGGAUGUAGCCCGGAGACAAGGGACAACCGCGGCUGGACGGCGCUGCAUGAGGCCGCUGCAGCUGGAAGACAGGACUGUGUCCGGGACAUCCUGUCCGCCGUCCGGGCCCGUUCGUCUCGCCGUCUCUCUGUCUUGGUCAACUCUUUGACUCAUGAGGGGGAGUCUGCGUUUUACCUGGCGGCCCAGCGAGGACACCUGGACGUCCUCCGUCUCCUCCUGGACGCUGGGACCGACAUGAACCAGCUGACCAAUGACCUGUCCUGUCCUCUGUAUGCAGCUGUGGACAGUGGACAUCAGGCCGUGGUGGACUUCCUGGUCAGAGAAGGAGCUGAAGUCAACAGAGUCCACACAGCGUCCUGCUGGACAUGUCUCCACCAGGCUGUCUACAAGGGCCUGGGGGACAUGGUGAGGGUCCUGGUGGGGGUCAGUGACCUGGAGGCUGUGGACGACCACAGGAUGUCUCCUCUGUUUGUGGCGGCUCAGUAUGGACGGACAGAGUGUCUGGAGAUCCUGGUGGACGCCGGUGGGACGGCUGCUUUCUUCCUCAUGUCCUCAUGUCCAGAUGUGUCCUCUGUGUUAAAUGUGUCCUCCGUGUCCUCAGGAGCUGACGUGAACUCCCAGGCCGCUGACCUGGCGUCUCCUCUGCUCAUAGCGUCUCAGGAAGGACAUCGGGCCUGCGUGGACGUCCUGUUGGACCACGGAGCUGAUCCCAACACCGUCUGCAGCCUGGAGUGGCCUCAGCUGGCCGUCCACUCCGCCGCACAGUUUGGACACGUCGGCAUCCUCCGCCGGCUCGUUGCCGUCACAGAUAGACAUUGUGACCGGGGGGAGGACAUGGUGAGUCCUCUGUACGUGGCCGUCCACAGCGCUCAGACCCUGAGUGUGGAGACGCUCCUGGGGGACGGAUUCAGCCCCGAUGCCCAAGACUGCACCUCCAGCCUGGGCUUCAGCUCCCCCCUGUCCCUGGCCCUGAGCCAGCCCCCCAGCAAACCCUCCAGGGACUCGGUGUCGUUGCUGUUGGCAGCAGGAGCCCGUCUGACUGAGGAGGAAUGGCUCCGUGUUGUGGGCCCUGAUAAGACGGAGCUGCUGCAGCUGAUUCUGGACCACAGAUGGAUCCCGGGACCCGGGGCCUUGUCCAGCGAUGGUCCCCGGACUCAGCGUGAAGGGAGGACGGCGCUGAGGCUGCAGGAAGUCCGGGGGCUCCUGUGUGUGGCCCUGGACCAGGUCCAGUCUGCUGCCUCCUGGCUUCCUGUGCUCCUGGAGGCUGGACUGGAGCCGUCGCUGCUGCUGCAGCCCCACAUGUUGGACCAGGCGGACAGCGAGGUCCUGAACUUCCUGCUGGAGUUUGUCAACUGGUCCACUCUGGCCCCGGCUCUGAGACGGGUUCUGGAUCGACGGCGCUCUGAAAACACCUGGAGACCACGUCCACACUUUGACGCCGUCCCUCGUCUGUCCCACCUCUGCCGGCUGCAGGUCAGAGCGACGCUGGGGUCAGACCUCCUGAUCAGGACCAGCGUGGUCCAGCAGCUCCACGUGCCCUCGCCUCUCCACCGCUUCCUCAGGUUCAGGGACGUCCUGGAGGAGGCUCCCUGUAGACCUCCAGACCCGGACUCACAUCACACCCAGGGACACGAACACAGACACGUCCUUUAAACCCAGUUCAAACACCACAUAAACAAAAAGAAGAAGAUGAAGUCACGACUGGAGUCUUUCUCAGGAGCAGCUCAAAGGAAACAAAGAGACUUUUUGGAUAUGUUUUAUGUAUAAAUCAAUAAAUAGAUUAAGUCCAGUUUAUUUCCUUUCGGUGUGUUUGGAUAAAUCUUGACCUGGACGACACUUUGAACUCUUAACAUUAUUGUUAUAUUAUUUUUAUAUUUAUAUUUUAUUUGUUCCGUUUGUUUUAAUUCCUGUUAAUAAACCUGUUCUCUUCAUGCUUUAUAUCCA
This is a messenger RNA of Mugil cephalus (flathead mullet), 2189 nucleotides long. It is a transcript of the gene asb3, whose product is annotated as ankyrin repeat and SOCS box containing 3. Gene Ontology annotation, biological process: intracellular signal transduction. Gene Ontology annotation, molecular function: protein binding. The record is from RefSeq and is a predicted model, not a curated record. Bases 150 to 1898 code for a protein of 582 amino acids. The transcript has 8 exons. NCBI's taxonomy places the organism in Eukaryota, Metazoa, Chordata, Actinopteri, Mugiliformes, Mugilidae.